Messenger RNA from Fusarium odoratissimum NRRL 54006, 1344 nucleotides. RefSeq lists its product as uncharacterized. The transcript has 6 exons. Gene Ontology annotation, molecular function: aspartic-type endopeptidase activity. NCBI's taxonomy places the organism in Eukaryota, Fungi, Ascomycota, Sordariomycetes, Hypocreales, Nectriaceae. Bases 1 to 1344 code for a protein of 447 amino acids. The record is from RefSeq and is a predicted model, not a curated record. Gene Ontology annotation, biological process: proteolysis.
AUGCGAUCUGUAUUCCUUGCUGCACUCCCAUUGGGUGCGUUUCCCAUUCUUAUCUUGCCAUGCUCGGCGACCUUUGAAGCAUCUGGUCAUGGACAUAUCGAGUAUCCCAUAAGGCACAUUCCGCGAUCAGUCAGCUCCUUCGGUGAAGUCUUCAUCAACAACGAGAAAUGGCUCUACACAGUCGAGAUCGCUAUUGGAAACCCACCACAAAAGACAUUAGUCCAAGUCGAUACUGGUUCAAGCGACCUCUGGGUCAACGCAAACUGUUCCUCGGCCCCGGCUGAAUUCGGUCAGCAAGAGUUAUGUGAGGAAGUCCCCCGGUUUGACCAUAGGCUAUCGAACUCUAGUAAGGGCCCCCUUGGCUCGAAGCUGUUGGGAUAUGGGUCUGGCGAUGAGCUUAAUGGUGCUUUGGUGGACAUUUAUCAAGAUACAGUGACUAUCGGAGACAUCAAGGUUAGGAACCAGAUGUUCGGCGUCGCUUCCAAUAGCCGAGGUUUGCCGAUUGGUAUCAUGGGUCUUGGUCCAGGUUUCAACGGUUCAUUCGCUGUCAACGAAUCACAUCCUCUUCUUUUAGACUCUAUGGCGAUCCAAGGAGCUAUCACUAGCAGAGUCUAUAGUCUCGCACUUGGUACCGCCGAUGACAAGCAAGGCUCUCUGAUCUUUGGUGGUCUUGACAAAGGCAGGUUUUUUGGAAACUUGUACAAGACUCCAAUCGUGAAGAGUCGAGACGGCGGUUCGAGGCUCACAAUCAACAUCUCCUCCAUUGGUGCCGACGCAGGUAACGGUAGCACCAAGGCCUAUCCUCUGAAAGACACCAACUUCCACUUAGAUAGCGGCCACACCUUCUCCAAACUCAACAAAGAACUCGCCGAGCAAAUCUUCCGAGAUGUUGGUGCCGAGCUUGAUAGGGAGCUAGAGUUCUACAUGGUCGACUGCAAACUCCGAGAUCAUGCAGGGGGGCUCGUUCUUAACUUGGGAGAAAAUACAACCAUCACUGUUCCGCUUCGGGAGCUCAUAUACACAGCUCAAGGGCUCUGCGCAGUUGGAGUUGAGCCUGUUGAGGAGGGUAAACAGCAGAUCCUUGGGGAUAGCUUCUUGAGAGCUGCUUAUGUUGUAUUCGACUUUGAUAACAAGAAUGUGCAUAUUGCUCAGGCUGCCAACUGUACUUCGGAGAUCGUGGCCAUCGGAGCAGGAAGCGAUGCUGUUCCCUCUGUAACCGGCAACUGUCAAGCUCCGGGUUUUGGUACAGGGAAAGUUUCUGCUGCGGCUCAUUGUUUUCCAGGUGGGAUUCUAGGUAGCCUAGUUCUAGCUUCAGCCGCAAUUGCUAUGUUGUCGGCCCUGUAG